CUCCAUGUCUGUGCGAUCAAAAUCAGUUUUCCCACAGCCGGGAAACGCAGCACAGUUUAACAAGGCCGAGUGCCUGAAAGUCAUUUGUUUUCCCUGAAUCGGACUGACUGGAUUGGACGGCCGGGGGGUCCGCCCACAAACACACAAGGUGGAGUUGAAAAGAAAAAACAUGCUGGGCCAAAAUGAAGCUGUCAAACAGCCGCUUACAAUUUGCUAAAAGACGUAUCGAGCAAUGUGAAAAGACACGGAGGCUGCCCUAUGGACCUAUUAGAUAGUUAUUUCUGAAGUGCAAAUCUGACGUUAAUGAUUGAAAAUUAUAAACUUUUUAAGUUGAUUUUUUACGUUAAUUCCAUAAAGUUACGGGAGUGUUGUGAGAUGAGCCGGUUGCAUUAAAUUAAACAACCACUGGCACAGCUUGCGCUUUCAUGAAACUUUCAGCUACCCGAUAAAACAUUGCAAACUUCGGCUACAGAUCAGGCUGGGUCGGGCUCCGGGAGUCAAAAAAUAAUGGCCCGCGGUUGGGUUCAGAAACAACGGUGCAAGAUCGGAGAAAAAAAAUGUGGAUGUCUCGGCGUAGCGAAAUGGUUGGAUGGAGAGGAGCUCUGCUGUGCGCUGAGUGGAGGGAGACGGCGAGAGAGAUGGAGGCGGGGGGGAAGGACCAUCUCUGCGGGGACUGGAGCCCAGGACCGACGGCGCAGUGCUGGCUAUCGUUCAACCCUCCCCUUCUUCCUCCACAACGACACCGAAGCUCACGCCGAGAGACAGAUACAAGACAGUGCAACCACAAAUGAAUGGAGAAAUGGAGGCAACCACCCAAGACCAAGUUUGGGCACAGGAUGACCUCUUAAAAUUGCUGGAGGCCAUGAAAGUGGCCCUGCCUCAGAAAGACCUGACUAAAUACAAAACGUCAGAGUCCCACCUUGACUGGCAGAAGGUGGCCUUCAACUCCUACACAGCAGAGAUGUGUAAGCAGAAGUGGCAGGAGGUCUCUAAAGAGAUUCGUAAAUUCAGGACUCUAACAGAACUGAUAAUUGAUGCUCAAGAUUACAUCAAGAACCCUUACAAGGGGAAGAAAAUAAAGAAACAUCCAGAUUUCCCCAAGAAGCCCCUGACUCCAUACUUUCGCUUCUUCAUGGAAAAGAGGGCUAAAUAUGCAAAGUUGCAUCCUGAGAUGAGCAACCUAGAUCUAACUAAAAUCCUCUCCAAGAAGUACAGGGAGUUGCCGGACAAAAAGAAGAAAAAAUAUGUCGACGACUUCUUAAGAGACAAAGAAACAUUUGUGCAAAGCAUGAUGAAGUUUAGGGAAGAACACCCAGACCUUGUGGAGAGCAUGACCAAGAAAGGUUCAAAUGUACCAGAGAAGCCCAAGACACCCCAACAGCUGUGGUACAACCAUGAAAAGAAGGCCUUCCUCAAAACACACCCAGAUGCGACCACCAAAGACAUUAAAGACAGUCUUGGCAAACAGUGGACACAGCUGUCUGACAAAAAGAGACUGAAAUGGAUCUCAAAGUCCCUGGAGCAGCAGAAACAGUACGAGGAGACAAUGCGGGAAUACAUCCAGCAGCACCCAGAGUUAAACAUCACCCAGGAGGAUAUUGUAAAGUCCACCUUGACCAAGGCAGAGAGGCACCUGAAGGACAAAUCUGACGGCCGACCUGACAAACCACCACCAAAUGGCUACUCCAUGUUCUGUGCGGAGUUGAUGUCGAGCAUGAAGGACGUACCCAGCACAGAGCGUAUGGUGAUGUGUAGCCAGCGGUGGAAGCUGCUGAAACAGGGCGAGAAGGACGCCUAUCAGAAACGCUGUGAACAGAGAAAGAAGGAGUAUGAAAUUGAAAUGAACAGAUUUCUCAGUAGUUUAUCAGUAGAGGAGCAGCAGCGGGUGUUGGGCGAGGAUAAGAUAGGUUUUAAGAAGGGCAGUGGAGCCAGCAGUCCUGCCUCCAAAAAGAAAAACCCUAAAGCAAAGGCCAAUCCAGAGAAACCCAAAAGGCCCAUUUCAGCCAUGUUCAUCUUCUCUGAGGAAAAACGUCCCAAACUGCAGCAGGAGCGACCAGACCUCUCUGACAGUGAGCUCACGAGAAUGUUGGCUCGCAUGUGGAAUGAACUGCCAGAUAAGAAGAAGGAGAAGUAUAAACGCCUAGAAACGGUCCUGAAGGCAGAGUCAGAGAAGAAGGAGAAGGAAGAUCGCAGUCGUCUGCCAGACCCACCCAAGACUGCUCAGGACAUCUGGCAGCAGAGCGUCAUAGGAGACUACCUGGCCAGAUUCAAGAACGACCGACCAAAGGCACAGAAAGCGAUGGAAGGAACCUGGAGCACCAUGGAGAAAAAAGAGAAGAUUAUGUGGAUCAAAAAGGCAGCAGAGGAUCAGAAAAGAUAUGAGAGGGACCUGUGUGAGAUGCGCUCACCUGCUGCUGCCAUUGCCUCAGGGAAAAAGAUGAAGUUUGAGGGUGAACCCAAGAAGCCACCAUCAAACGGAUACCAGAAGUUCUCUCAGGAGAUGCUGUCCAACGGAGAGCUGAAUCACCUCCCGAUGAAAGAGCGGAUGACUGAGAUCGGCAGCCGCUGGCAGAGGUUACCACUGAAGGACAAGGACCGCUACAAGAAGAUCGCAGAGGAAAAGCAGAGGCAGUACAAAGUCCAACUGGAACAGUGGCUUGCUAGCUUGUCUUCACAAGAGAGAAACACAUACAAAGAAUAUAAUUCACAGAAAAGGCGAACAACAGCAAAACCAGGAGGCCCCAAGGCAAAGUCCAAGAAAUCUGACACAGAGGAGGAGGAGGACGAUGAUGAGGAAGAAGAUGAAGAUGACGACGAGCAGGAGAAGGCCUCCUCUGAUGCAGACUCAUCCAGCGAGGAUGAGGAUGACGAGGAGGAUGAUGAUGACGAUGAUAAAGAGGAUGACGACGAUGAUGACGAGGCAGAGGACAAGGAGAACAAGUCAGAGGACAGCAGCAGCGAGUCAAAUUCGGCAGUGUCGUCAGACUCUGACUCGGACUGAAACGGGCCCUCCAACGUCAUCUUUGAGACGAACUGAGCAGCGCUGAGCUGAGCCAAGAGUCCAGGGAGCUCUGCCACUGUGCCAACCCUGCUCUCCUCCCACCACCAGAGGGAGCCCCUGCAUCACCUCAUUCAUUUCACACUCACCCACUUUACGUUGCUGCGUUGGUGAUCUGUUCUCACGGAGGGACCCUGCCCUUAUGUCCAAAAUCUGUUUCAUUCCCUCCCCAGCUGUGACAGCCAUCUCACAGCACGAGCCGCUGACAUUAAGCCAAAAACAGCAUCCCACUGGUUUGGUGAUGUCAUGGACGCUGGUUUCAAUCUCGACUCACAGGUUCAGUGGUUCAUGGUUAGAGUUUUAACGUUGAGGGUGAUGAAUUUACCCUCCAGUGUUUCUUCUGUUAUUCUGGAAAUUAGUUGAAGACAGGUGGCAUGAGUUGUGAACAGGCUUCGUGGAGCCAAAGAACAUAGUAUGGGGGAUCACUUUAGGGAGGGGGGGGUGUGUGCGGGGUACUGAAAAAUUGCACUCUUCAGAAUGUUUCCUUUAAUUUUUUUUCUAGAACAUUGUCGCUUUGUUCUCUACUCUCAAUUUAUGAUGUAGAUUUUAUCAUUUGGUUCUUAAAGAGGUGGUAUUUUUUCAGGAAAAAAAUCAAGCCAUUAUGAAUGUCUUUAUUUUUUUUAUUUUUAUUUUUGUUGCUGGAAAAUUUCAGAACUUGUUUCUUACCCAUGUUCUCAUUUCCAAGACACGGUGCCUAUAAAAUGUUCACCCCCUCCUUUGACUUUUUCAUGAUUUAUUGUUUUGCAAUGUUGAACAAAAGUGGAUGUAAUGAGCCUUUUUUUCACGCUACCCAUCAGAAAAAAAUCUCUUUAGGAAUACAGCAACAUUUAUUGGAAAUUUACUUGUUUUCUUUACUUGUGACAACACCGCUUAUCGUGUUUUACUCUGUAAGAUCACAACAAGCCAUGGGAAAUUUCCAAAAAGAUGUUCUGUGAUGCUGCAAGGAAAACAAAUCCCAAGUAUAAAACACAAGACAGUUGAUUACAUUUUUUUUUCACCCUGUUCAGUAUUUUAGCAUAAGCACCUUUAACAAUAUUUACAGACUUGAUUCUGUGUGGAUCGGCUUAAUACACGCAGAUGCUACAUUUUCCCCCCAUUUCUUUUUGCAAAACUGCCCAAUCGAGGCGCGUAGGGACUAAUUUCAAAGUCCUGCCACACAUUACACACUGUUCUCCAAGCAGAUUUACAGUGGUGCUAUAUUUUGAACGUUCUUAAAUGGCUGACCUCACUGUAGUCUGCGGGCUAUUCCGUCCCUUGACAGUUUUCUGGCAUCCUUCCCCUGAUUUAUAGUUUUAUGGAAACUUUUUGCAAUUUAUUCAAAAUGUUUCUUUAUCCUCUCAGUUCAGUUUUUUUUAGAAAAUUAAGAAACAAGCUGUUAAAGCCUCCAGAUACAGAUGUAUUUACUUUGAGUACACAGGUGAUCUCCAUUCAACUUAUGCGUUUUGUGUGAUUAUGUAACUGGUUAUUUGCGUUUUAUAUUAACACUAGAUUCAUUUAUAAAGAUUGUUUCCACUUGUGUCAAAAAGUUGUUUUUGCAUCCACUGUGCUUCAGCGUUAAAAAACAUAAAGGUCCAACAGUGGUGAGAAACUUUUUAUAGGCACUGCAGGAUCCAUCCUGUCAUUGAGAGGUGUUGCGCAUAAAAAUGACCUGACAUGUCUCGUAGUACAUAAAUUCAUCCGUCUGAAACAAUCCUGUCGGACUCAGUUGAUCAGUUUGUUCUGGGCUGACACUGACAAACAGUGUUGAGUGUUUGCAGUUUGUCAUUGACCAUUUAGAGCUUUGGUCUGACUGUGUUUUUAAAGAGUGUGUCAUACAGCUGGUGUAUGUUUCUCUCUCUAAACUCGUUUUACAUUUCACUCACGGUUUAUUUGACUUGUUAAUAGGUUUCUUUUAAUUGUGCUCUGAUCCAUCUGGAAUCAUUUUGUGGAUUUUGUCAAACUGUACGGUUUCAUCCAUUUUUCUUUUUGAAAUUUUAAUGGUAUUGACUGUAAUCCAUCUGGGUUUUAGUCCGAUGCUUAUCCCAAAAAAAGUGUGCACUUAAUGUAAAUCUGUCCCUCUGUGUGAGUUUGUGUGCAUGCAUGCACAGAACUAUGUAUAUAUGAGGGCGUAUGUGUGUUUCUUUGCUUUAAUGUGUGCUGUUUUUUGCUGUUUUGUUGCAUACCAUGAUGUGACUGCAGCGUGCAUGUAUGUGCCUGUGUGGGGACAUCAUACCAACACCAUGAAUGUAGAUAUUGUUAAAUCUUUCUUCUUUUUUUUUUCUCUCCAAAGGUCUUUAGUAAUUCUUCUGCUCGGCGCUGUCAUGUCAUUUGUUACCUGAAAACGGACUAAUGAUCAUUUUGUGGUCUACAAACCGAUGAGUACAUGGCAACUAUUAAUAAUCUGUUAGUAAUGGACUGAUUUUUGACCAUUUAUGAAUCUCAUCACAGACUGAAAUAAAACCAGCGUGGACUAUUUAAAUAACCCAGGGAGGGAGGAAAGGAGAAAGUGAUUGCUGAUAUUGAUAGAUGAGUUUGUAAAAGGGAUUUUGGGGGAACUGAGUUGCCAGUGGAAUUAGGGGUUUCAAAAAAAAAAAAAAAACAACCUUGUAAUUUUUUUGUAAAUACUGUUUUUUGUAUUGAGUGCUUAUUGUUUUGUUUAGUACUUUUAAUUUGGCAAAACCCUCAUCUGUGACUUCUGAGGCCAGUGAGCCUUUUCACUCACGGGGGAGAAUUUUUGGUUUAAUUCACCUGUUUUAGUUGUUACUUCUCUCCCUUAUGUUGGUUUAUAUAGAGAUAUCUAAGACAGCAAAAAGCUUUACAAGUUUGUACUGCUGAUCAUUUGACAAAAUUUGAUGUUUUCUAUAGCUGAGGGUGUUCUUAUGUCCUUGUAGUUCCAGUAUUUGGGCAAAUAAAAAAAUGACCUUUAA
Lates calcarifer (barramundi perch) is the source of this 5964-nucleotide messenger RNA. It is a transcript of the gene ubtf, whose product is annotated as upstream binding transcription factor. NCBI's taxonomy places the organism in Eukaryota, Metazoa, Chordata, Actinopteri, Centropomidae. The record is from RefSeq and is a predicted model, not a curated record.